UGUCCCGCAGCUCCGAAGAUGGCGGCGCUGGGGGCGCGGCGGCUGCUGCGGCCCGGCCGCCGCUGGUUCUCGCAGGCCGAGUCCACCAGCCCCUCGCUAGCCUCCGGCCCGCUCUACCCGCCCGUGGUGGCGUCCAUCACGGCCAAGAGCAAGGCGGCCCAGCAGCGGCGCCGGGAGAACUUCAAGCAGCGAGUGCACGCUGCGGCCACGGUGGAGGAGAAACUGCGGCUGUACGAGAAGUUGCAGCGGCCCAAGUACAUGGUGUACCCGCAAACCUUCGCUCUCAACGCCGACCGCUGGUACCGCAGCUUCACCAACACUGUCUUCGUGCCGGGCAUGCCCCCAGGAGCGGUGGCGGCGGAAGCGGCGCCCAAGGCCGGCGGAGGCCCGGGAGCGGGAGCACCGGAGAGUGCGACAAGCCCGGGGGCUGCGACAACCUCGGGGGCUGCGACAACCUCGGGGGCUGCGACAACCUCGGGGACUACGACAAGCCCGGAGCCCGCGGCGGGAGCGCUCCCACCCCUGGAUAUGGGCGAGCUGCGCUCCCUGGCCUGCGACGCCCUCCUGCAGGAGAGCUUCUAUCAGAACAAAAAGCGGCCGUUCCUGUACCGUGACCAGGAGCACACGCCCGGUCCCUUCCUCACGCAGCUCGUUUCCACCCUCGCCGCGUUCCUGUCCGGCCACAAUCCGCUGCUGGCGACCUCCUCCCUCGAUCUAAAGCCCGAAGUUAACUAUUACUGGCAUCAUGGUGAGGAAGUUGUUGCUCAUGGACAUCGGAAGGGUAGAGUUGAUCCUGUGCGAUUCCAGAUAGACGAUAAGCCACACCUCCAGAUCCGUGUGCCAAAGCAGCUUCCCCAGGUUGUACCCCUGGAUUCAAAUCUGGGAGAUGUUCCUGUUAUUAAUCACAAACCAUCCAAACUACCGUUGUUCAAAAAGCAGUACGAAAAUAAGGUAUAUAUAGGAUCGAAGGUGGCAGAUCCAUGCUGUUACGGACAUACCCAAUUUCAUCUUAUUCCCGAUAGACUGAAGCGGGAGAGGCUCAUAAAGGCUCGUCUUGAGGAUCAGAUUGAAGUUGUUUAUCGAUCAAAUGGUAUUGCCAGUCUCUUCGCAUGGACAGCAGCCCAAGCAAUGUAUCAAGGAUUCUGGAGUGAAGCAGAUGUGACUCGUCCUUUUGUAUCACAAGCAGUAGUGACUGAUGGAAAAUACUUUGCUUUCUUUUGUUACCAGCUAAAUACUUUAGCACUAACUGCAGAAACUAUGAAAAAUAACCCUCGAAAGAAUAUCUGUUGGGGUACAGAGAGUAAGCCAUUGUAUGAUGUCGUGGAAAAUGGUAAUGUGAAAGAUUUUAAUGAUGAAGUUCUGCUUCAUUUGGUUCGUUUUCUACUAAAUAGACCAAAAGAGUUGUAAAUCAUUAAUCAAUAAAGUGUUGCUUUGUAUGUGCCUGAA
Molecule: messenger RNA, 1446 nt
Organism: Chiroxiphia lanceolata (lance-tailed manakin)
Lineage: Eukaryota; Metazoa; Chordata; Aves; Passeriformes; Pipridae
Gene: MRPS30
Product: mitochondrial ribosomal protein S30
Exons: 5
Coding region: 19-1407 (462 amino acids)
Biological process (GO): translation
Cellular component (GO): mitochondrion; ribosome; mitochondrial large ribosomal subunit
Molecular function (GO): structural constituent of ribosome
Source: RefSeq, a predicted model, not a curated record